AUGGCCUUCAGAACGAUUCUGCUUGUUUGUACGAUAGGAUUUCUUCGUCAGAUUUCGGCAGACAAGAUCGAGUUAACGGACAAUUGUCACCAACCAAAUCGGCUGGACAUUGAUGUUUGUCAGAAACAAGCAAUCACUAACCCUACUUCAAGCGACACAGGACCUCUGGAAACACCGUCAGAGAGUUGUCCCAAGACAAGGGUUCCAUUUCACCCAGAGGAAUAUCCAGAUGAAGAAAAACACCAUGUGCAUCCAGCCCUGACUCCCAGCCUGUUCUCAAACGUGCCACCGACCAUCAACUUCGUGCUGCCGGAUGAAGAUGUUGAUAUGUUGAAUCCUCGGAUAAGAGACCUGUUGAAGGUUUAUGGCAAGAGGAACGAUAUUGCUUUAGAGCUGGCUCUCACAGUUGGUUUCGCACCUACCAAAGAUGUUCAGAAAUGGACGUUGUAUUUUCAUGAACCAAUCAAAUCUGAGGAAAUGGAAAAAUAUCUAAACGUUUCUCCGCAACAGAAGUUCAGAUUCAUUCCGGACAGUUGGACAAUCGGAUGCAAAGACAGACUGACGCGGAAUUUACAAACCAUGGCGCUGAUUCACGGGGGAAAAGAAUAUGACUUUUAUCCAACUACCUUCCUUCUUCCUGCUGACGUCAACCAGCUUCGACAGUUUUCACACAGCAGCACUGAAGACCAUGUCUGGAUUGUCAAACCGUAUUGUUACAGUAAAGCAAGGGGAAUAUAUAUGACACAAAAGUGGCAAGACGCCAACAAGUACAGAAAUGCUGUCGUACAAAGGUAUGUCCCCAACCCUUUCCUCAUCAAAGGGUACAAGUUCGAUUUGCGGAUUUACGUGGAAGUGACUUCGGUGGACCCAUUACGGAUAUACAUAUAUCCAGAAGGUCUAGUUAGAUUUGCCUCCGAAAAGUUUUCGAUGAAGAACGUCUACAAUAAAUUCGCACAUUUAACAAACUUUCUUGUCAAUAGUGAGAAGAAGGGUUUCCGCAUCGAUCGUGAGAUGCAAGAAGGACACACUUGCGGGGAGGCUGACAUGCGCAAAGCAGUCAAGUCCUACCUAAAGAGCAGAUACAGCGUCCAUGAACUCUUUGGCUUCGACGUUCUUCUGGACGCUAACCUUAAACCGUGGGUGCUAGAGGUCAACGUUUAUCCUAACUUGGGUCGUAACUUCACCAAGGUACACGUACCGUUGUUAAAGGAUGUGCUGAACCUUGUUGGUAUACAGAUUCCCUUUGUUGGGAACAGGGAGUUUCGAUCGCAGUUGGGACCGGAAAGAAAGUCAAGCGUUCCUAAACACCUUACUAUGGACCACAGGCUGUGGGUGCAGACACUGUCCGCGGAGGCCCAGGAGAAGCAUGAAUACUACACGCAAAAUCUUAGUGAGACCCAACAACAAACCAUAUUAGACAACCUGGCAGCAGAUGACGUGCGGAUGCUGAUAGAGACAAUAGACGAAGACAACAGAAAAGGACAGUUUGAAAGAAUAUUUCCUGGUCCAGAUACCGGGAAAUACCUACGAUUCUUUGAACAACCAAGGUACUACAACCUACUUCUUCACCAGUGGAUCAGCCGUUACCAUGACAACCAAGAAGCAGGGAGGGACAUUCUGGAGUCGCUGUGCCGCCAGUUCAAACAUGUUGAAGCAUGA
Molecule: messenger RNA, 1659 nt
Organism: Lingula anatina
Lineage: Eukaryota; Metazoa; Brachiopoda; Lingulata; Lingulida; Lingulidae
Product: tubulin monoglutamylase TTLL4-like
Biological process (GO): microtubule cytoskeleton organization; protein polyglutamylation
Cellular component (GO): ciliary basal body
Molecular function (GO): tubulin-glutamic acid ligase activity; tubulin binding
Source: RefSeq, a predicted model, not a curated record